This is a messenger RNA of Spinacia oleracea (spinach), 3277 nucleotides long. RefSeq names its product leucine-rich repeat receptor protein kinase HPCA1. The transcript has 19 exons. Gene Ontology annotation, biological process: protein phosphorylation. Gene Ontology annotation, molecular function: protein binding; protein kinase activity; ATP binding. The record is from RefSeq and is a predicted model, not a curated record. Lineage: Eukaryota; Viridiplantae; Streptophyta; Magnoliopsida; Caryophyllales; Amaranthaceae. Bases 172 to 3018 code for a protein of 948 amino acids.
GGGGGGCAACCGUAAUCAGUAUGGUGUCUGAAAUCAUCAUGUUUAGCAUCAGCUGCAAGGAAACAACAACAAUAAAAACAUUACCACCUGUCACUGCAUUUUCUGGCAAACUUUGCCAAAAUUAACUUAAUUAGCUGCAAGGUAAAGAACCAACAUCAGUUCCAAGCAGUCAUGGUGUCAAUCAGAAUAUUGCUGCUUUAUCUUGUGGGCUUUGCCCAAGUUAACUUAAUCUUGUCUCUCACUGAUCCUGGAGAUGCUGCUGCCCUCCAAUCAUUGAAAGCUCAAUGGAAAAACACACCGCCUAGCUGGAGCAAGUCCGGUGAUCCUUGUGAUGCUCCAUGGGAAGGGGUAACAUGCAACAAUUCAAAGAUCACUGCACUGGGUUUAUCCACUAUGGGGCUCAGAGGGAAGCUUAGUGGUGACAUUGGGGGUCUAACAGAGUUGAGAUCACUGGACCUCUCUUUCAAUCGAGGACUCACUGGUUCGUUAACUCCAAAACUAGGAGAUCUACACAAACUGAAUAUUCUGAUCUUGGCAGGCUGUGGUUUCAGUGGUAACAUUCCUCCGGAGCUAGGCAACCUUGCAGAGCUGUCUUUCUUAGCACUGAACUCCAACAACUUUACCGGUGAAAUACCUCACUCUCUCGGUAAUCUCUCAAAACUUUACUGGCUGGAUUUGGCGGACAACCACUUGUCAGGAUCUAUUCCUGUCUCAACACCCAACACCCCAGGCCUGGAUCUCCUUCUGAAGGCAAAGCAUUUUCACUUCAAUAAAAACCGGCUUUCAGGAUCAAUUCCAUCUAAGCUUUUCAGUUCAGAGAUGAUUUUAAUCCACGUACUUUUUGACGGAAAUCAACUAACUGGGACCAUUCCAUCCACCUUGGGACUUGUUCAGACUCUUGAAGUUCUACGGCUUGAUCGAAAUUCGUUGAUAGGGGAGGUACCAUCCAAUCUCAACAAUCUCACCAGUGUCGUUGAAUUGAACUUAGGGCACAAUAAACUGACUGGUACAUUGCCAAAUUUAACGGGAAUGGAUUCCCUCACCUAUGUGGACUUGAGCAACAACUUCUUUGACGACUCAGAAGUACCAGAAUGGUUCUCAACUUUACUGUCUCUCACUACACUAAUUAGUGAGUAUGGUUCAUUUCAAGGGCCUGUUCCUCAAAAGCUAUUCAGUGCUCCGCAGAUGCAGCUAGUGAAAAUGAGAAACAAUUCAUUCAACGGAACAUUGGAUAUGGGUGAUAGUAUUGGCCAACAGCUCCAGCUUGUUGAUUUUGAGAACAAUAAAAUUUCCUCGGUGACACUUGGCUCUAGAUACACAAAUACCUUAAUAUUGAUUGGAAAUCCAGUCUGCAUCACUCCACUUUCGAGUACUGAUUACUGUCAGGUUCAGCAGCAAAUAAGAAAACCCUAUUCUACCAGUGUAGCUAAUUGUGGUAGUAAGCAAUGUUCAGCAGACGAGAAGCUAAGUCCUCAAAGUUGUGAGUGUGCAUAUCCCUACGAAGGGACUGUGUAUUUUCGAGGACCUUCAUUCAGGGAAGUGACUAAUGCAAACCCCUUCCACAAAUUGGAAAUGAGCUUAUGGGUGAAACUAGGCUUAACUCCUGGCUCUGUUUCUCUUCAGAAUCCUUUCUUCAACAUAGAUGACUACCUUCAAAUUCAUCUGGAAAUCUUUCCAUCUGGCAAAAAAUACUUUAAUCGGUCAGAAAUUAUGAGGAUUGGCUUUGAUCUUAGUAAUCAAACAUUUAAGCCACCCCCAGAGUUUGGGCCAUACUAUUUUAUUGCAUCACCUUAUGUCUUCCCAGCCACAAAUGGAAGGAAUUCUGUUAGCUUAGGCGUUAUUACAGGCAUCGCUACUACUUGUGCCUUUCUUGUAGUAUUGGUUUUGGGAGUGGGCAUUUAUGCUGUACGGCAGAAAACACGUGCUGAGAGAGCUAUUGGUUUAAGUAGACCAUUUGUGUCCUGGGGUUCAAGUGGUAAAGAUAGUGGUAGUGCUCCACAGUUGAAGGGAGCUAGAUGGUUUCCAUAUGAUGAACUAAAGAAGUGCACCAAUACUUUUUCUGAACGCAAUAAGAUAGGCUCUGGGGGCUAUGGAAAGGUGUAUAGAGGUGUGCUAUCUGAUGGUCAGCAAGUGGCAAUCAAGCGAGCUCAACAAGGAUCAACACAGGGUGGUCUCGAAUUCAAGACUGAAAUUGAAUUGCUUUCAAGAGUUCACCAUAAGAACUUAGUUGGCCUUUUGGGUUUCUGUUUUGAACAAGGAGAACAAAUGCUGGUGUAUGAAUAUAUGCCCAAUGGAUCACUCAGAGAGAGUUUGUCAGGAAAAUCUGGCAUUUAUAUUGAUUGGAAGAGAAGACUGCGCAUUGCUUUGGGGUCAGCUAGAGGAUUAGCAUAUCUUCACGAGCUUGCAAAUCCUCCCAUAAUACACAGGGAUGUCAAGUCUACUAAUAUACUGUUGGAUGAAAACUUAACAGCCAAGGUUGCAGAUUUUGGUUUAUGUAAGUUGGUUUCUGAUAGCGCCAAGGGUCAUGUUUCUACACAAGUCAAAGGAACACUGGGUUAUCUUGAUCCUGAAUACUACUUGACACAACAGUUAACAGAGAAGAGUGACGUGUACAGCUUCGGAGUAGUCAUGCUUGAAUUAGUAACAGCUAAGCAACCAAUUGAGAAGGGGAAGUACAUUGUCCGCGAGGUUAGAAUGAUGAUGGACAAGAACACGGAAGAUUUAUGUGGCUUGAGGGUCAUGAUAGAUCCAGUCAUCAGGGAUAUUCCAAAUUUAAUUGGGUUUACAAAAUUUGUCGAGCUAGCAAUGCAAUGUGUUGAAGAAACUGCUUCAGACCGUCCAACGAUGAGUGAUCUGGUAAAAGAGAUAGAAAGCAUUCUGCAAAAUGAUGGGUUAAAUACAGGCUCAACAUCCACAUCCUCUUCGGUCACUGAAUUUGGAGCCAACAAAGCGAGUUAUAGUGGUGCCUUUGACUAUAGUGGCGGAUACAAAUUAUCGACAAAAGUAGAACCCAAGUAGCACUUUUUUACCAGCAUAAGUUGGUGGAGUUGAUGUGGAACUCACUUUGUGAUUUGGAGGUCACAGGUCGAUUCCCAUCAGCUGCGAAAAUGCUUGGAGUAGCACAAGCUUUGACCCGCGUAAUUGGAUUACCUAACCUGUGAUAAAUGUUGGUUUAAUAUGGUCUUUCUUCUUACCUAGUAUAUACAUAUAUCAAAACAAAAAAAGUUACACACUUUUUUUCCUUUUCAACCUUUAAUGUUUCACUAAUAUUAUAUGA